Molecule: messenger RNA, 3398 nt
Organism: Solea solea (common sole)
Lineage: Eukaryota; Metazoa; Chordata; Actinopteri; Pleuronectiformes; Soleidae
Gene: fam241a
Product: family with sequence similarity 241 member A
Exons: 2
Coding region: 50-505 (151 amino acids)
Cellular component (GO): intracellular membrane-bounded organelle
Source: RefSeq, a predicted model, not a curated record
AGUGUCGGUUUGUUGUUUCGACCGUCACAGCUGUCAGUGUCUCUUCCUUAUGGUAAAAAUGUCCACUGUUACGCUGCCGGGAAACGACCAGCAUGUCUUUCAUCGACGUGACUUUGACGAGCCACCGUCAGUGAACCGGAGAGGAGGCGGACACUCUGCUCUGCCGGUCCCCAGUGCUAGGCAGCCCACACUCCAACACCAGCGACACCAGGGCAAUGUUAGACGGACACGACCUGGACCACCCAGUGACCCCAGUGCUGCGUGGCCCCAUGUGGACGAUCCCACCACACGGCCUCAGCUAGAUGACUGUGAGCGCAUGGGGACUCUGUUCGGGAUGCUCAACAAGUGCCUGCGGGGGAUGGGCUUCAGCCAGAUGUACUUUGGGGACAAGAUAGUGGAGCCAGUGGUGAUCGUCUUCUUCUGGCUGCUGCUCUGGUUUCUGGGUAUUCAGGCUCUGGGCCUGGUGGGAGCUCUGUGCAUCAUCAUCAUCUACAUCCAGAAGUAAUGAGAAUGGAUUACCAGUGGAGCCUGGUCUUUUCUUUUGCUUCAUUACUUCUAUACAAAGGCAGGAUAUUAUGAUUGGAACAUGCAGUGGGUGUGUGCUUUUAGUGAGGCAGCUUUGUGAACAGCGCUGCGCUGCUCUGGUUUAGUGGCCGAUGGACAGGAAGCAGGUUCACUCAUCCUCUUCUGUCUCAUUAAACAGAGGUGGAGCUGUUGUCCUGCCACUGCUGACUCGGCAGAAUGGUGUCAUGUGAUUUGAAGCAAGGGGAACAAACCCCUUGACAAGGUUUGUUUGUGUUCUCGAGUCAAAGGCUACAAAAGUGAAAGCCAAGAGUCAAAAUGCUCAGGAUAUAAAAUUGUCUCCGUAAGGAUCCUUUCACUUUAAAAUACGGUACAUCACUUAAAGCAACACUGUCUUUUUCACUCACCUCAGUUCAGCGUUGCUCUUGAACUUCCUGGGCCUAAAUGUGGCAGUUUCAGUCUCUGACAAUCAUUAAAGGAAGGUGCCGUAGUUUUUUUCUUUUCUUUUCUUUUUUGGCUUUAUUGAUACAUUUCCAUAAUAAGCUUUCAGCAUCAUGUCAUCAUUUUAAUCAGUUGUAGUUUCAAUCUGAUCAUUGAGCUUCUUAAAUCUUAAAUUUAAUGCACCAAACAAGAUUAAUCGAGAAAAUAAUCCAUAGAUUAAUGCAUAAUCACUAGUUGCAGCUCUACGUAGCCAAAUUGAUUUUUCAGUUUUUGGCUCACAUGUGUCUCCUGGGCAGACACUUUUGUCUGUUAAUCACAAUCUUCCUACUAAGGCUGGAAAUGAACCUUGGCUCCUACACACUUACUAAAGUGAAAUAGUGCAAGGACAGAGGUUCAGGUGCAGAGUGUCAACGACAGAAUCACCAUCUACAUGAUUCUGUCGUAAGGAAAACAAAAAAUAACGACCUAUAAUUAAAGGGAUAGACUGGGAUUUUUGAAGUAGAGGUGCGUGUUCACUGUGAUUAUGUCGUCUGACAAAAACAGAACACAGGAGUCUACUGCUGCCUCCAUCAGUAAGUCUGUGGUCCCCUUUACACCUGGCAUAAGGACGUGUUUUCUGUUACUGGACACAGAUCAGAUAGUGUGACGCCGCUUUCACGUUAACAUUUUAAUGCUGGGUCUAUAUCUUCAAAAAUAUAUCUGUCAGAAAAAUGUGGUUCAACGACGUGAUUCAAAUACUUGCUGAUAGAGGCAGAAAUCCUGAACUAUCCCUUUAAUUACAAGCGUACAUCGUGUGUUCUUGUGAAACCAUGCUGCGAAAUGUUUACAUGUCAUACACUGGGGAUUUAUGAUGAGUCACAUUGAUGGAAAGAUGGGAAAUAAGUUGGCACAAAACAGAACUUUUUUUUGUUUUUGAAAAUGUGUUAAAUGGAUACAAGCUCCUUGUGCCAAUUUAUGUUGUUUGCUUUUAGUAUAAAAUGUAUCAGACAUUUAUCAUGUAGGCAAAUCUUGAUUAGCGCUGGGCGGGUUCAUACUGAAAAUUGUAAUCGUUUUUUUCAGGAUAUGAAUCUUUCAUAUACUGUAAGACCAGUACAUAAAACUGAAGUGCAUGCUAAAGACGUAGCUGUGGAAGUAAUAGCAGGUGUAGAGUGGAGUGUUCCUAGAGGCGUCAACACAAGCAAUUUACUCCAACACCUUAGUAGAAAACAUGUGUUGGAGUGCUAAGAGAUUAUGCAGUUAACGCACUCAUGUUCAUGCAUGAAAAUAACACUUCUCUGUCACCAUCUUGUUAAACCCUGUAGCGCGCCAGGGGUUUGUGAUUGGUUUCCUUUUUAAGGAGAUUUCUGUAGUCUUUGCCAGGCAUGUAUGCAGAGUGAAAUCAAAGUGUAGUGUCUCAAUGGACUACUGGAUUGUGGAUCAGUGGAAAUUCCAUCUGGAUUUGAAUGUGAAUGGGAUUUGUUGGAUGUACAAACUGAAAAUGAACAUUGUUGACUUUAACAGUGUGAAAUGAACGCUCGGGUUUGCCACUUUUACCCUGCUGUCGGCAAAAUACACUGGAUGUUGUUUUGAGGUUUUUUUGUAAAAUGGUGAAAUGCCUAUAGUCUGAAUAACAGUUGAACAAAGGUGUCUUAACCAGUCACUCCGUUUUAUCCGAGUGGGAUUAACAUGAAGACCAAAGAUAUACUUGCUGAUAACGACCUUUACACGUUCGCAUCAUCAUGACUGUCUGACAUAUACUGCAUUUGUUGUGCACGUCCUCAGAAAUUCAUAUAACAUAUUGAAAAUAUGCAACACUAUAAGCACUGGCGGCAGUAACAGCGAGGGCCUCACCUGGGCUGUCCAUCAUUCAUUACUUAUGAAUUGUUUUCAGAUUUUAAUCAAAUCCAAACUGCUAUUGCUACUUUGACUACUUAUUAUUAUAAUAAUACUAUGUAUCCACAAGCUUUUACUACUGUUAUCAUGUAGUUGCUGUAAGUUUUGUCCACUAGAGAGCAAAUGUUGCCUCACAUGCAAUCUCUUCCACCAUGUACUGCAGAAACGUAUCACAUGUGUAUUUACAAAGCAUGUGGUUUCCAAGUAUAUCUCUGAAGUGCUGAAGUUGAACAAACAUGCUCACAUUUAUCAUAUCUAUAGCAUUACGUUUGCUCAUAUACUGAGCAUUCGGUUGCAUCUGAAUGUAUUUAAGGAAGCUGGUAUGUGAAGGGUAAGUAUGUGAAAGGGAGGAGUUUACUUUGAUUUGACCUUUGAUGGUAAAUACAGUUUCAGGUAUGUUUUUGCAGCCAAACAUGUUUUACUUCUGUUAUUGUUUAUUUUGUAUUAAUGUUUACAUCAUGUAGUCCUGUCACUGAUUUUUGUGGUUGAACUAGAGCAGAGGGAGACUGGUCUGUUUGUGUGUGAGUGUCAUGCACAUGAUUAAAAAUGCUUUGUUCACAAAA